CGCAGCCGUGGUGACUGGAGUUACAGAGGCAUUAUUAAUAGUCUGAAGGCAAUCCCACAGUCAUAUUUUUUUAAAACCUGAGGCAAUCUAGGUUGUUAGAAAUGGAGGCCAGUACCAGCGCGAAGUUGUUUCUUGAUCACGCCACGAGCCUGAAGCUGCACACGGGGAACUUGUUAAUCGUGAAUCGCUGUCGCCUCAAGAAUAAAUGUCCGUCUUCGCCGAGUGAGGAGCUUCAAGACUGCAUAAGAGGAACACUAAGUGAGUGGUUUGCAACGUUACCGGAAACACCUGAACAACAGGAUUUACCCAGCACUCUGGACUGCACAAUUCCACAGUAUACAGAACCAAUCAUAGCAGAGGAGAGAGAAGAACUGCGGGUGUCUGUCAAGCUCUUUCUCACCGAGUCUGAUUCGUCAUCUAUAAAAAAUGCAGUUGACAUGGCGUGUGCGUCAUUAGGUAUGUCUCAGCUGGAUUCAGUCAUCAUUGCUCCUCCUCCCCUGCCCGAAAGUGAAGCUCUGACUCUGGUUCACCUACAGCCACUCUGGACCGAGCUGGAACAGAUUGUUCAGAGCCAAAAGGCUGCUUCAAUCGGCACCUCAGACCUGGACAAGACUCAGCUUGAGGAGUUGUACAACUGGGCACAGGUAAAACCGAGCAGUAACCAGGUAAAUCUGGCCUCCUGCUGUGUGAUGCCUCCUGACCUCACUGCUUUUGCUAAAGAGUUCGACAUCCAGCUGCUGACACACAAUGACUCCAAAGAGCUUCUCAGUUCGGCAGGCUUUCAGGAGGCCAUGCAGGAGAGCUGCAAGGACCUGCAUGUGACGGACUGGCGGCUCGAGUGGGUCUUGCGCUACUCCAUCAUUGUCAAAACUCGUGGCAUCAUCAAAGCCAAAGGAUACCUCCUUUAUGCACGGAAGAGCACAAAAUAGCACCUUCUGAUUGUACUGCAUUUCCAAAAUGCAUAGAUUUUUAGCUUGCUAUUAAAUUCAUUAAUGAAAUGUAUAUGUGAUUCACAUUUCCUCAUAAGUGAAGGCUGAAAUUCAGCUGACCUCAGUCAUGCUGUGAAUUUUUAUUUGUCAAGUGCUUAAUUGCUUGCUUAAUUUUUAAAUCUGAUCUGUUCAACCUUUGUAUCAUACACUUCUGCAGCCUGCACUAUGUUAAUGAUUUUAUGUUAUGUAGAUAACUAACUAACAGGGUUGAUGUAUCUUGCUUGUGUUUGUACACCUCAGACUUUAAGUAAUGUUUUGGUUUCUUUUCAGGCAAUAAUGCAAAAAAAAAAUGCUGUAAAGAGAUUUAGCAAAAUUAUAGGGUGGGAUCUAAAUUAUGGAAUAUAGACUCAUGAAAAGAUCUAUUUUUAUGUUUAGGAAAACAGUUUUACACUGAUGUAAAGAUAACUCAAU
Molecule: messenger RNA, 1400 nt
Organism: Clarias gariepinus (North African catfish)
Lineage: Eukaryota; Metazoa; Chordata; Actinopteri; Siluriformes; Clariidae
Gene: gclm
Product: glutamate-cysteine ligase, modifier subunit
Exons: 7
Coding region: 102-929 (275 amino acids)
Biological process (GO): glutathione biosynthetic process
Cellular component (GO): glutamate-cysteine ligase complex
Molecular function (GO): enzyme regulator activity; glutamate-cysteine ligase catalytic subunit binding
Source: RefSeq, a predicted model, not a curated record